Messenger RNA from Chelonoidis abingdonii (Abingdon island giant tortoise), 747 nucleotides. The record is from RefSeq and is a predicted model, not a curated record. NCBI's taxonomy places the organism in Eukaryota, Metazoa, Chordata, Testudines, Testudinidae.
UUGGAGACCUGCUACACCUGCACUAUCCUCCCCAGGAUGCUGGCCAGUCUCCUGACUGGGGACAAAACCAUUUCUGUGGAGGGCUGCAUCACACAAUUGGUUUUAUUUGGUUCUCUGGUAACUACAGAGUGUUAUCUCCUGACAGUGAUGUCUUAUGAUCGGUAUUUAGCCAUAUGCAAACCACUGCACUAUGGAGCCCUUAUGAAUGGCAGACUGUGGCUCCAGCUAGCAGCUGGGUCUUGGAUAAGUGGAUUUCUAGCUUGUACAUUAUUCAUAUGUCUUAUGCCACAGUUAAUUUUCUGCGGCCCUAAUGAAAUGGACCAUUUCUUUUGUGAUUUUAUGCCACUGAUUCAACUUUCCUGCAGCGACACCAGUCAGAUCACACCAAUUAUUUAUAUAUUUUCCUUCCUAGAUAUAGUUUCCCCUUUUCUAUUAACCCUGACAUCCUAUAUGUGUAUCAUUGUGACCAUCCUGCAAAUCCCAUCCACCACUGGGAGGCAAAAGGCCUUUUCCACCUGCUCCUCUCACCUCAUUGCGGUGGCCCUUUUCUAUGGGACCAUCAUGAUUGUCUACAUGCUACCGAAAUCCGGCACCUUGAGAGCCCUGAACAAAGUGUUCUCUGUCUGCUACACAGUCCUGCCUCCCCUGGCCAAUCCGCUCAUCUACAGCCUGAGAAACAGAGAGGUCAAGGAGGUUUUGAUAAACAUUGCGAGGAGAGCUGUAACCCUCACAAAGAAUCCAAACUAG